Misgurnus anguillicaudatus (oriental weatherfish) is the source of this 1550-nucleotide messenger RNA. It is a transcript of the gene mogat3b, whose product is annotated as monoacylglycerol O-acyltransferase 3b. Gene Ontology annotation, biological process: triglyceride biosynthetic process. Gene Ontology annotation, molecular function: diacylglycerol O-acyltransferase activity. The record is from RefSeq and is a predicted model, not a curated record. NCBI's taxonomy places the organism in Eukaryota, Metazoa, Chordata, Actinopteri, Cypriniformes, Cobitidae. Gene Ontology annotation, cellular component: endoplasmic reticulum membrane.
UUCAACCACACCGCACUGUUGAGAAAUCACAGUCACAAAGAUCUCGGGUCACCAUGUGUUAUCCUAAUGUAGGGCCGUGUGUUCCUGGCGUUUUUGAUAUGAACUGCUCUCUCCGUUGUUUACCGACGCCCUAAACGGGUUUCAGUCAUGCAGACGGGACAAACAUUUAUAAGUAGAUCGAGAUCAACACCAGAUCGCCAGUCUUUGAACUGCCCACAUGCGUUAAUAUUGACGCGAUUAGGAGACUGGAUCGUUAUCAGCUUGACCAAUUGAACCGAUCAAAGUGCAAACAAGUGAAACUCAAGUACAGCUAGAGUGAAGAAGCGAAUCAUUUGCCAGAAAAAGCAUCAAAUUCGGGUAUUUAAUGGGCACUGAUAACGAUUCUGAGUUAAAGAGGACGGAGGAGAAGUCCCAAUGGACGCUUUUUGUUCAGGACAUAAGUGUUUUACAGUGGGUGCUUUCCUUUCUGUUUUUGGGAGCGUCCUGUCUGGUUUUGAUGGUGUACCUGAUGUUUACAUCUCUGUGGUUCUUCCCCACUCUCUACUUCACCUGGCAGAUCUAUGACUGGCACACACCUGAGAGAGGUGGCAGAAAAACAAGGAUUGUAAGAGGCUGGAAAGUAUGGAAGCACUUCCGAGACUAUUUCCCUGUGAAGCUGGUGAAGACUGCUGAGUUGAGUACCAAUAAGAACUAUAUUCUGGGAUGCCACCCCCACGGUAUCAUGUGUGUGGGAGCAUUCUCGUGUUUCAGUACAGACUGGAAUGGAUUUGCUGAAACCUUCCCUGGAGUACGUCCCACUCUUGCAAUCUUGGCCGGACUUUUCCGCCUUCCUCUUUUCAGGGAAUAUAUUAUGUGUGCAGGUCUGUUGCCUGUCAGUAAGCAGAGUUUAAAUUAUGCGCUGAGCAAUAUGGGAUUAGGCAAUGCUGUGAUCAUUAUUAUUGGUGGGGCAGAGGAAUCGCUCGCCUCAUCUCCAGGAGUAAACACGGUAGUGAUGAGAGAGAGGAAAGGCUUUGUACGGCUGGCGCUUGAACAUGGAGCUGACCUGGUUCCUGUAUACUCUUUUGGAGAGAAUGAGCUGUUCGCGCAGGUGGUUUUCUCUGAGGGCAGUGUAGGUCGACGGCUGCAGGCUCUAUUUAAGCAUGUUAUGGGAUUUGCUCCAUGUCCCUACAGACGUCCCGUCACCACUGUGGUUGGCCAUCCCAUAGCUGUGCCUCAGGUUCACAAACCAUCUCAAGAACAGGUGGAUUAUUACCACAAAUUAUACAUGGAGGCUCUUUCUGAACUUUUCCACAAACAUAAGACCAGCUGCGGACUGGCCGAAACGCACGAGCUACGCAUAAUCUGAAAACACUGGGUCUACACAGAGUAAUUGAAACAUAUUCUCAGGGUUAUGUCUGAAAUAUUUGAUGUGGGAGGGAAAAGGAUAUUUCAGACAUUAAAUAAUAAAGAAAUAUUAGGUAGAUGGUACCAAUUAAUAUUAGAUGUACUUGACUAUUUGAUACAAUGUACAUAUAUGGUGGCAAAUUGUAAUUACAUUUUAAGUGCCAGUA